AUGGUGCUCAUUUGUGGUUUUGCGAGAGUUCUCUCUCCCUUCGCUAAGUUAGCCUUUUCCACAGCUGUAACAGACCAAAAUGGCGCGAAUGGUUCAGGAACCUCAAGUCGCGGAGCAAUAGGCCUAAGUGGAGAAAGUUCUGAUUUGCACAAAGUCAAAAGAGGAAGGAUCAUAAAGCGUCGGCGACCUGGAGGCCAGAAGACCAGCCGAUGGAGCAUCCCAUUCCUCGGCAACCUCUUCACUCGAAGUCAACGCAGCACAGAUAAAGUACAUGUUGAUAGUGACACUAAUCCUACCGACCAAAUAUCAGACGCCUCUCUAGACUUUGAGGAGAACAUACGGACUAACUCGCACCCUCACAAAAAGUCAAAGCAAAGGGGUCACAAACUUGAGUCCAGAAAACAUGACUUUAAAGAUUGGUCAAGUGAAGAAAUCUGGCUUUACACAAAGCUCGACAGUCGUGGAUCCACCACGGAAUUCCAGACCCUUGUGGAUAACGGACCACGCUGUCGAGACGCGCUCAAUCAAAGACAACGGCCCGAAUCAUCGCUAAAUAGAGGUAUCGAAAGGUACCAAAGAUGGUCUAUACGCGAUGCAAAGCUGAAGCACAAAAUCUAUCCCAAUCUAAUUGUCAUCGUAGCUGCUAAGGCUGGCGAAGCCAUCGCAAGUACUGUCAGAAGAACCACUAAUAAGCUGAAAAUACUGCAUGAUCAAUGGCAAGAUGCGUUCAGCAACGGCAAGAACGAGAGUAAUCGCACAUUGCAGGUUUCUUCAAAUUCAACUCCAACGCUGUACGCCAUGAUCAUUAAAUUUAGCGUCGUAUCAAUUGUUACGUUUGAUCCGAGCCAGCCUGCAAGACCGAUCAAGAUAAUCGCCAACCUGAACCAUACCCUAGACGGACGUGACGUUUGGCAUGCAUACGCCAUUAGCAUUGUGUGCGUUCGAGCAAGGAAUUACUUGAUGGGGCUGGAAGAAUCAGGGUGCUUUGCUGACAAGGUCCAAGAAGACAAUGAUCCAGAUGCUUGA
Messenger RNA from Bacidia gigantensis, 1026 nucleotides. RefSeq lists its product as uncharacterized. The transcript has 2 exons. NCBI's taxonomy places the organism in Eukaryota, Fungi, Ascomycota, Lecanoromycetes, Lecanorales, Ramalinaceae. The record is from RefSeq and is a predicted model, not a curated record. Bases 1 to 1026 code for a protein of 341 amino acids.